CUUUAUUAACUUGCCCUUCGAGACGCGCGCGCGUGCGGUGAGGAGGAAUCGCGCAGGUGAGAGGUUCCGCUCUCUCUCUCUCUUGGCAACUGCGGCGAGGACUGGAAUGCCCGCCCGGCACAACCAAGCGAUCAGCGGCGCACCUGUGUGUGUUUCGGUUGCGGCGGCUACGCCCGUUCAGAGAGCGGCUCCCGGCGCCAUGUUUGUCCGACGUCGGCGGCAUCGGUGACGUUCGGCGCGCGUUUGCGGCCGAUUUGAAAGAAGUGUGCGCUCGACGGUCUGGUGCCGGUGGUCACUAUGGGCUGGUCGCAGCUGUCUCUGGGCCGCAAGGCGGGCUACCUAUUCGCCGCCAUCAGCCUAGUGCUCGUCUUCAUCGCCUUCACGACGCCUUACUGGCUCGCCUCGGACCCACGCGUGUACAGCGCGCAGCUCCUGCAGCUCGGCCUCUGGGAGACGUGCUUCCGCAGCUUCGCCGACCCCAGGGACCUGAACAUGGAGAAAUACUAUGUCGGUUGCCGCUGGAUUUUCGCGUAUGAGUACAACACGCUGCGGGACUUCAUCGAGAUCCCAUUCUUUGUGGCAGUUCAAGUGUUCUUCACCAUCGGCUUCACGCUGCUGCUGCUCGCCUCUGUCCUGCUGCUGGCCAUGCACAUUUGCCUGCCUUCAGCGAGAACGCUGCAGUUGCUCAAGGUCGUCAUUGCCUUGCUUCUGGCAUCAGCGGUGUGCAACACAAUAGCAGUGAUAACAUUCGGCGCCCGUGGUGAUGGCCGGGACUGGAUGCCAGACCCGGACCACAACUUCCUGUCGUGGUCGUUUGCCCUGGGUGUAAUUGGGGCUUUCUGCACCUACGUUGCCGCAGUGCUGUUUGCAGUGGACAGUCGACGCAUGGCACGCAAACUGGACGAACAAGAGCACCAACAACAAGCCUUUGGCAUGAAUCCAACACACACCAUGGGUGUGCCACCCCAAACCCGUGCCUGAAGCCAUCAGUGCAUCCCAUGACUUUGCUUACAUACAAUCAUGUGAGUGGAAAGAAAAAGGGCCUGGCAACACAGUGUAGCUGCAACCUUUAGCUCUGUGCCGACAUCCUUUGUGACACCUAACGAGGACAUCUGAUCGGUUGGCUUCAAGGCCUCUAUGUUUUGCCUCUGUAGCUGAAGUAGUCGAGGCAAUCUCCAACUGGAUUCUCCGAUUCUUCAAUUCAAUGCAGUCUUCUUGCACUCUGUGUUAUUUCAUUUACAUAACACAACAGGCACAUGUAGUAGGGGAGUUAGUUGGACCACACAACUUCAUCUCGUCUCGUUCGCAGUAGUUGAUGACACCGCCCAACUCGCACCAUAUGAAGGGCUAGGGAUGUACCACAAUUUUUUACUGUAUUCAGUGGGAGCCUACUCUGAAAUAAUUCAUUCUGAACAAGUCUUUCCUGAACCUAGCCUUUGGUUUAAGCAGCUAAACAAAUGUGCAUCUAUCUCAUAGGGAAUAGGAUAUUCAAUCUGUCAUCAUUAAAGCAAUUAUAGAACGCUUAAACUGACCAAACAUACAAGACUGAGUAAUAUACAAUUUUAGAGCCACUUGGAUAGCUUGAGGUGGUUUGUGAAGCUGUUGAGCCUGUGAGAACCACAGUAAAACAUAGUCCCAUGUAAACUUGCGCUCAAGCAAAUUUGCAAAAUCCACCUUUCAAUUGUGUUGACUGGUACGAAUUUGGGGCGGAUGUUUAGUAUGCUUAUUUGUGGCACUUAAAUCAAGCUAAUGCCUCAGAAAACUUGGUGGUUCAUCUCAGAUGAUUGCUAUGAGUGGAGCAUAGUUAUCUGCUUUUAAGCUGAUCAAUUCUGUGAGUUAUAGAUUUGCAAGAAGCCUACAGAAGCCAUUUUUAGACGAUAGUUAUAUGGUUAACUGAUUAUUAGCGUAAUUGGGUCAACCAAUGCACCACUGUAACUAUAGAAGUAAUAAUUAAUGUGACAGGUUUUCAAGUUGGAAGGCUGCAGUAACCUAGCAUCAUUCCAAAAGGGAACACUCAUCUUCAAGAAUGGUGAUGCAGGAGAGACCGCAUCCUGUUUUGUGAUUCAACUUUAUGAUACUACAUAAUACGUCAAAAGUGGUUUUUGUAUGUCAGACAUUUUACACAAAUGAUGUAACAUUGUUUUGUCAUAUUUGUAUGGUAUGUCAUGGAGAACUAUACAAAGCAUGUCUGAAGGGUACUCAUUACAUUCUUCCAGACUGCAAUUCUUUCAUCUAAGCACUUCUGACAAGGAGUACCGUGCCUGGUGCUUACUUGUAACAAAUGUUUUUUUGUGAAACUAGGGAGCAGUUUGCCUCGUUGUACACCGACUUGCCAACUUCGAAGUUGAAUUGUGUCUGGAAGCAACAGUGUUCAGGUUAAUGAGUAAAGCCUUCAAAGAGAAUACAAUGCUAAGAGUUCUCACACAAUCAUCUUCAUAAUUUGCCUGGAAAGAAAUGACAAUGGCCUAGUAUUGUAGCACAUGAAAUAAAUUAAUUUCAGCGUUUGUGCUUUCCUUAACCUACGUCUGCAGGAAUGUUCCACGUGAAUGAAUACUGCAAUCUGACAGAAAAAAAAAAGCAGAUAUGUGAUUAGUUGGCGAUGUUUUUCUUUUUUUUUUUGUCGUAUGAUUGGAAAUUCUUUCAAGAUAGCAUCCAAUGCAAGCCGUGUGAUUUUAACACUGCUUUGUUCCUGAGUAGUCUAAGAGCCUGUAUAAAUGUUUAUUUAAUAUGCAGUUGUAAUGGGCCUGCACAACUGAAUUUCCUGGCCAGCAUUCCAUCCAUCAAAGUAUAAUGAUGCACAGAUCUGAUUUAUUACAGAAGGAUGCCUUUGUGUGCACCGGCAGAAAAAUAGUGCCCUUCACUAACUUGGCUAGCAUCAUUACAUUCUAUUCUUUACAUUCCAACUAUAAGCUGUUUCAAUGGACAUAACUUGUUCUCUAUUCUGCAGCAUAGCUACAAGUCUUGCACUUUGAACCUUGUAGACUAGAUUCCAGUAUGACAUCCCAUUUUCGAUGUGAAUCUCUAAGUAGUGUGCCAUCUGAUGUCUUGUCAGGAUGCCCGCACACAUUGCCACAUUUUUAGUUUGGAUUUCAUCUUACUGGAAUGAAUUAUUAUGUGAUUUUAUCAUUUGAAUCUCAGCCUGAUUGUUCCACCCUUGUUCGUGACUAAUAUUUAAUGUUCAUGUCAUUCCACCUUUGCCUUUUUGAAAACUUAUCGCUGGUGUGUUGCCCAUGUUUUCGUGAAGUUGUUAGAAUAUGCCUAAUUCAAGAGGAAAAAUGUAGUCUUCUUUUUAUUGAGAAGGGUAGAUUUUGUAUUGUUUCACAGAAAGAAAAUUGAACAAACAAUUCCCACAGGACCUGUGCCUCAUUCUCUCAUCCGUCCAUUGAACUUUGUGUGCCUUCGUAUAAUCGGAGGCUCUAUUUUUUAAGGUGUUCAGAGUGUGUGUGUGUGCCAAUGUGCUUUUUAUGUAGAGGGUUCUGGCUGGUGCCAUGAUGAUGGAGCUUUUUGUAGGAAAAUUAUUUACACAAGUCGUGCACCAUUCUUGCACAGUGUUUUGUAUUAUCCCUGCUGUUUUGUUUCUGAGGGAACCAUUUGUAAAUAAAAUAAAUAUUGCGCCGCUUGUUGUUUUUCUGUUGCAGCCAUCUCAUAUAUGUGAAAUGCAAGCAGGAGUUAAGCAUUGCUCAAAGCAAGAAAGAAUGCCCUCAUGUCCGCACUGGGUUGUGUCUUGAGAUUGCACUUGUCAUAAACUUGUAUGGCUGCGGUGCUAGUCUCAAAUCAUUGUGCUGGCACGUGAUGGAUUUUUUUUCUCCCUGUUUCUGCAGAAUAAAGAUGUGAUGACCAAAA
Molecule: messenger RNA, 3843 nt
Organism: Dermacentor andersoni
Lineage: Eukaryota; Metazoa; Arthropoda; Arachnida; Ixodida; Ixodidae
Source: RefSeq, a predicted model, not a curated record